Messenger RNA from Striga asiatica, 2057 nucleotides. The record is from the annotation of a GenBank genome assembly. Lineage: Eukaryota; Viridiplantae; Streptophyta; Magnoliopsida; Lamiales; Orobanchaceae.
AAAUUCACACAGCACANAAAGAUCGAAAUCACACUCUGAUCUGAUAUCCCAAUGGAGAAAAGGCAGCUGGAUUUCAAUGCACCCCUUCUAUCCGCACGGCGUUUAUCGUCCCCACGUAACUCAUUCGAGCUCGUCCAUCGAAAACCCGUCGAGAAACGGGCCCCACCUGAAGAGAGCCCAACCAAACCGGCCGCUGUCCCAUUCAACUGGGAACAAAUCCCUGGACGGGCCAAGAACGAGCCCAAACCCAAACCCAAAGCCCGCUUUCCGGGUCAGGCCCACUCUGGCGAGCCCAAAUCCAACCAUGGGCCCACCAACCAGACCAUCUACAUCAACCAGCACGCCAGCCUCAUCGAGAAACUAGACGAGAGCUUCAACUGCAAAGACGAGUCCGAAUAUUCGGACACAAUAAACGCGCUCUCGCUGAACGAUUCAUGCAGCAGCGUUAACAGCAGCGUGAGACCUUCCGGAAUGUUCUCGGUGGUGGACGAGCAGACUCGGGACUUCAUGAUGAGCCGGUUCUUGCCGGCGGCGAAGGCGGUGGUGGUGCUGGAGAACCCUCAAUACGCAGCCAAGAAGACAGUGGUGGGGCCCACGGACGAGGGAGUUGUUAAGGAGGUUAAGAAAAAAGUGGUUUCGUAUUAUGGGACAGAGGAUUUUGAUGGUGGGGAGAGUGAGGAUGAGGAGGAUGAUGGGGAGAGGGGUACUCUAGUGCCAGUUGUCAAGAAGGCGGGGGCUGGGAAGUCGUGGGGAAUUAUCCCCCGCAUAUGCGUGAAGAGAUCGAUGUGCCUGCUGAAACCGAUACCUGCUAUGAAGUCAAGUAGCCGUCACCCGACACCUACGGCUGGCGAGGAGAGGAGGUUGAGGAGGAAUCCGUUCAGUGGGCCCCUUGACAAGGGUGUGAUUUCUGAUGGAGGUUUAGCUGAAAAUUAUAUGAACGGCCUCCAACUCCACCCUCCGCCAAAAAAGUACCACUCGGGUUUUCUCUCUCCCGACAACAACAACAACAAUAACAACAGCAAAUCGAGCAGUCACGACUCAUACCCUCUCCUCAGCUCCCGAGAAUCCCCCCUCAGACGCUACCCAAGCAGGAGCAUCCCAAAAGAGAUGGACACUAAAAUAGCCUCGUCACGUAAAAUGUUCAAUGCCCUGCUUGAUGUGUCGUCCCAAAAGAACCAAGCUACCGUGGAAAAAACAUUGUACGUGGAUUCUGUGAGUAAAACUGCCAGUUCAAAGUAUGCGGAUGAGGUUAAGGAUGUUAAGAAGUAUUUGAGUGGUGGUGUGGGGUUAUUAGGGGUAAAAGAGGAAAUUGAUGGGUUUGGUGGGAGUUGUGGGCCCGUGCCGCCGCCUCUGCUGAAGUCGCCAUCCGAGUCUUGGCUGUGGCGGACAUUGCCGUUUGGUCAGUCGAGAAGGCACUUGUCGAGAGAUCAAAUUCGUUGAACCAGCUUUAUUCGGAGGAGCUCAUACCAAAGAAAAUCCUAGUAAAAUAUACAUCAUUCAUUCAGAGUUUCAUACAUAAUAUGUGUCUUUGGAGUGUCUGAUUUUCAUCCUGCUGAUGAUUUGAGAGAAAAAUAAAUAAAUAAAAACCCUCCCAUUGCUAGCUUCACAUCUCUCUUUCCUGUUUUGAGGGAAAUAUGGUACAAAAGAUGAUGGGAUUUGAACUGCAAAGAUACAAAGUUUUGUUGCCUUGUAGUUAGGUUUUUAAGUCAAUGAUGUGUACAAACAAAAGAUGAAAGAGCCAUUUUAUACAUGUACGGUAAUUGUGUUGUGACAUGCUUUACAUACUAAAAGUUUAUGUAUAAGUAGGAGAUUGUUGGAAUAUACUGUAAAGCAAGUUUUUAUGUGAGCUGUGAGGUUUCAGAAUAUGUUUGUUACUCAUUUCCCAAUGGACUGAAAUACAUGUUUUCAUAUUGUUGUGCUUUAUGAUUGUUUGUCUGACUAAUUAUCUUAUAGUGUGGACAAUGUGGUGUAUUAGUAAUCAGACAAAAGAUUACAUUGUUGGGGUAUUGUUGGUAUGUAGCUUAUUGUUGGUAUGGUUUAUAUAUUGACAAAGGAAG